CCGGAACUCCUCUCUGCUCACGAGUAAAGCCUGCCGCUAGCCCGCGCUCUGGACGUCGCCUCCUCCCCCACCCCACCGGCUGUCGCCGCCCCCGCCGACGUUACCUCCUUACCCGCCGCACCCCCCCCCCCCCCUGCCCCCCCGUCCUUGCCUUGGCGGAUCUGCCUGCCUGUGCCGCCUGGCGCUGCCUCUUAUCCCGCCGGCCGCCGCUGCCUCACGUUAGCUCCUCCCCCAUCGUAUCCGGACCUCCGCGCCGCCCCCACGCCUCCCUGACUUGGUGGAUCUGUCCACCAUUCACCGGAAACAGUUGGUCGCUGCCUAGGUACCCACCUACCCCCUAGGCGAGGCGGUACCCCGUCGCCCAGCGCAUAAGCGCGCCCAGGCGAGCACGGAAUAGCUCCUUUUCGAAUACACUCGGGCGAAGCUUAGAUCUGAUCUCAACGAACCUGCAGCUUGCUGCAGCCACUCCUCGCCGGCGAUGGAUUUCAUGAAGGUUUUCGAUCAGACUGUGCGUGAAAUAAAGAGGGAGGUCAAUCUGAAGGUACUCAAGGUCCCCGAGAUCGAGCAGAAGGUACUUGAUGCAACAAGUGAUGAACCGUGGGGCCCCCAUGGAAGUGCUCUUUCAGAACUUGCACACGCUACCAAGAAGUUCGCUGAGUGCCAGAUGGUAAUGAAUGUCCUAUGGACUAGGUUGUCUGAGAGAGGCGCGAAUUGGCGUCAUGUGUAUAAGGCAUUAACUAUUAUCGAGUACUUUAUAGCCAAUGGUUCUGAGAGGGCAGUUGAUGACAUUCUUGAUCAUUAUUCUAAGAUCUCGGUUCUUUCAAGUUUUGAGUAUGUUGAGCCUAAUGGUAAAGACGCUGGAAUAAAUGUGAGGAAAAAAGUAGAAACCAUUGUGGGCAUCAUAAAUGACAAGGAGAAAAUAAAGGCCGUGAGAGAUAAAGCAGCCAGUAAUCGUGAUAAGUACAUUGGACUAUCAUCCACAGGCAUAACAUAUAAAUCAAGCUCAGCCUCAUUUGGUAGCAACUACAGUUCAGGCGAACGUUAUGGGAGUUUCAGUGGUACAAAGGAAGCUGACUCAUACGGUGAUAGUUACAGGGACAAAGAAUCUGUUAAAACUUCCACAAGCAAUAGCGGCAGUCGGAAAUUUGGCAGCAAGCUGAGGAAGGAUGCGAAGCCUGAUAGGAGGAAUGAGGAUUAUAGUUCACCCAGCUCUUUGAGACCCCCAUCUAAUACAAAUAACACUGAGGACGACUUUGAUGACUUCGAUCCUCGUGGAUCAAAUGGCAAAACAACUGCUAAGUCAAAUGAGGUGGAUCUGUUUGGCCCAAACUUGAUGGACGAUUUAAUUGAUGCAUCUGCAGCAACUCCAGCUACAGACAAUGCUGCAGAACCACAGGUUGAUCUGUUUGCUGAUGCAGAUUUUCAAUCGGCAACCGCAAGUACAGAGACAGCUGCAAAUACAGAUGUCAAGGUCAAUGUUGACCUUUUUGCGGAAAAGGCAUCUUUUCCUGCAGCAUUUCCACCACAGGCUGGGUUUAUUCCACCACCAAGUGCCGGGACAUCUUCUGAAGUAAAUACUUCCGUAUCCAAGAAGGCAGCUCCGGAACCUUUUGAUCCUUUUGGCGCUAUUCCUUUGAACAAUUUUGAUGGACCUGACCCAUUUGGUGGCUUCAGCUCAAAUGCUGGAUCAUCUACCGCAGCAGCACCCACCCACGGUUCUACUGGAAAUAUCAGCACAUCGAACCAGAACCUUCAUGCUGCAUCCGACUUUGCUGCCUUUGUAUCAAACAACGAGGGAGCAGCGAAAGACCCAUUUGAUCUUUCUUCGAGUGCCAAUGUUGGAAAAACACCUUUGGCAGCUCCCAAGAUCGACGCAUCUGAUUUCGGUGCAUUUGUAUCUAGCACCGAGGAAGCAGCCAAGGACCCUCUCGAUCUUUCUUCGGGUAGCAACCUUGGAAAGACAGGCCAAGCACCCGCGGCAGCCUCCAAGCCUAGCGCAAAGAAAGACAAUUUUCAGGUCAAGUCCGGCAUAUGGGCAGACUCGCUGAGCCGGGGAUUGAUUGAUCUGAACAUAACUGCACCGAAGAAGGUGAACCUAGCUGAUAUUGGCAUCGUCGGUGGCCUUGGCGAUGGGUCCGAUGAGAAGGCCCUGCCCUCUUGGACCAUGGGCGCCGGAUCCGGCCUAGGAAUGUCUGGUAUUCCACCGUCAACACAACAAGCUGGUGGCAUCGAGAGCUUGGCCAACUACAACAAGCAUCAUUUCGGCUUCAAAUAGGCCUCGAUCUUUCAUACUGGAAAAUACCCGUCAUCUGCGGUUUCCUCCUCUGUCGGCCUGCUUCUUACACGUGCUGCCCUAUUGAUUUAAUCACUUUUUUGUUUUUGGUUUUGGUGAUCACAUUACAUGGUGUCGACCAAUCUUGGCCCCGUCUUGUCACACGUGUAUGUUAUUUGUCGGGUUUGUGGGUAAGCAUGCAACUACAUACACAUCACACCCCCUGUGUUCCAGCUCGAUGAUAGGUGGUAUGUUGGCCAUGCAGUUUGUGUAAAUUCCGUGGCCUGCCUUUUCUACUUGAUACAGUACUCUACGCAGCGAUUUGCAGUGCUUGAGUUUAUAUUCAAUAAUAAGAGAACCUAUGCCCUUUAUGUC
Zea mays is the source of this 2647-nucleotide messenger RNA. RefSeq names its product Clathrin interactor EPSIN 1. Lineage: Eukaryota; Viridiplantae; Streptophyta; Magnoliopsida; Poales; Poaceae. The record is from RefSeq and is marked provisional. Gene Ontology annotation, molecular function: phospholipid binding; clathrin binding. Gene Ontology annotation, biological process: endocytosis. Gene Ontology annotation, cellular component: endosome; plasma membrane; clathrin vesicle coat.